AAGUACAUCAAGCAGAUAAUGACCAAGGUUGGUAGAUCCGCUCAAGCUCCUGUACCUAAGGCUCGUGGACUAGCUGCCACUCUUGCGGCACAAGCGGGCGUCUCCGUUGACAACAUUGUCGCCCAUGGCUCCUGGUCUUCCCGCGAUAUCUUUGAACACCAUUAUCGUCUGUCCUCAGCUACUUCUACAAAUUUUAGUGUAUCUACUCUGGAUCAACAACCAAGAUCACUUACUCGUGUAAUGUGUUCAACACUUCAUAU
Messenger RNA from Rhizopus microsporus ATCC 52813, 260 nucleotides. RefSeq lists its product as uncharacterized. The annotation marks the transcript as partial. The transcript is spliced from 2 exons. NCBI's taxonomy places the organism in Eukaryota, Fungi, Mucoromycota, Mucoromycetes, Mucorales, Rhizopodaceae. The record is from RefSeq and is a predicted model, not a curated record.